CGGUGCCCGCGGCCGUGCGCGCCGCCGGUGCCGGUGUCGGUGGCUGCCUGGCGCUGGCUGAGCGCUGCCGCCGCCCGGCCCCGCGCCCGCCGCCGCCGCCGCCGCCGCUCCCGGUGCGGCUGCGGGUCCCGGUGCGGCUGCGGCCGCCGGAGGUGACACCCCCCUCUCUUGCCACCAGUGACGCGCUGGCGGCGGGGACAGCCGUGAGCCACCCAGGACGUGGGCUGAGCAGCAGGACACGAGGAGGAAGAGGAGGAGUGGGUGUCUCGGGGACAGCACCGUGGCUGCGUGUCCCCAUCGCCGUGACAAACACCGCCAGCCCCCAGCCGACGCAGUCCGCCAGGUCCUGGUGCCUUUUUGGAGCCUGAGCCCUGCCGGCAGCACCGCGGGGAGGAGGAAGAGCCGGGGAGGACGUGCCGGGUGAUGGAUGGCCCCAGCCCCGCGCGGCGGCCUCGGGGGAGCGGCACCGGGCGGCUCGGGGCCCUGGGGGGCCCGGCCGGCUGCAGCCGCCUCUGCAGAGCCCCGCAGCGCCGGCUGCGCUGAGCGCCGGGGCCCGCGGCCCGCGGGGGCCGGGAGCGGCGCUCGGAGCGGCGCCGGGUGAGCCCCGCGCCCCGGGCAUGGCACGGCAGGGCUCGGGGGCCAUGCUGGUCUCGGGGGGCCUGGGGUUCCCCCCGCAGAACGUGGCCCGCGUGGUGGUGUGGGAGUGGCUGAACGAGCACGGGCGCUGGCGGCCCUACUCGGCCGCCGUGUGCCACCACAUCGAGAACGUGCUGAAAGAGGACGCCCGCGGCAGCGUGGUGCUGGGACAGGUCGAUGUCCAGCUGGCGCCCUACGUCAUCGACCUCCAGUCCAUGCAUCAGUUCCGGCAGGACACGGGGACCAUGCGCCCCGUCCGGAGGAACUUCUACGACCCCUCCUCAGCGCCGGGGAAGGGAAUCGUGUGGGAGUGGGAGAACGACAACAACUCCUGGACUCCCUACGACAUGGACAUCUGCAUCACCAUCCAGAACGCCUACGAGAAGCAGCACCCCUGGCUGGACCUCUCCUCCCUGGGCUUCUGCUACCUCAUCUACUUCAGCAGCAUGUCCCAAAUGAACCGGCAAACGCAGCGCAAGCGGCGGCUGCGGCGCCGCAUGGACCUGGCCUACCCGCUCACCAUGGGCUCCAUCCCCAAAUCCCAGUCCUGGCCGGUGGGCGCCAGCACGGGCACGCCCUGCUCGUGCCCCCAGUGCCUGCUGGUCAACAGCACCCGCGCCGCCUCCAACGCCAUCCUGGCGUCCCAGCGCCGCAAACUCUACCCCGGCGCCGUCCGCCAGAGCAGCACCUUCGCCGGGGCAGCGCUGUGGCCCGCGGGGACCGCGGCGCCGGCGGUGGUGGCGGGGGGCACGGCCAAGGGUGAAGGGCUGCGGGUGGCCGCGGGGUUCGGCCCCGGGCAGGGCGUGCCCAGCGCGGCGCUGCCCGGACUCAACAACCUCAACCGGCCCGGGACGCAGCGCGGGGCUGGGCUGGGCGCCAGGGCCGCCGUCCCCCCCGGGGUCCCAGCGCUCCCGGUCAAGAACCUGAACGGCACCGGCCCCGUCCAUCCCGCCCUCGCAGGGAUGACGGGGAUCCUCAUGUGCGCCGCCGGGCUGCCCGUGUGCCUGACCCGCGCCCCCAAACCCAUCCUGCACCCCCCGCCCGUCAGCAAGAGCGACAUCAAACCUGUCCCCGGCGUCAACGGCAUCUGCAGGAAAACCAAAAAGAAGCAGCUCAAGAAGAGUAAGACCCCCGAGGACGUGGUGCGCCGCUACAUCCAGAAGGUGAAGAACCCCCCGGAUGAGGACUGCACCAUCUGCAUGGAGCGGCUGGUCACCUCCUCCGGCUACGAGGGCGUGCUGAGCCCCAGGGGCAUCAAGCCCGAGCUGGUGGGCAAGCUGGGCAAGUGCGGGCACAUGUACCACCUGCUGUGCCUGCUGGCCAUGUACAACAACGGCAACAAGGACGGGAGCCUGCAGUGCCCCACCUGUAAGGCCAUUUACGGGGAGAAGACGGGCACGCAGCCCCCCGGGAAGAUGGAGUUCCACCUCAUCCCCCACUCCCUCCCGGGAUACACUGACUCCAAAACCAUCCGGAUCGUCUACGACAUCCCCACCGGCAUCCAGGGCCCGGAGCAUCCCAAUCCCGGGAAGAAAUUCACGGCACGAGGCUUCCCACGGCACUGCUACCUGCCCGACAACGAGAAGGGCAGGAAGGUGCUGAAGCUGCUGAUCGUGGCCUGGGACCGGCGGCUCAUCUUCACCAUCGGCACCUCCAACACCACGGGCGAGUCGGACACGGUGGUGUGGAACGAGAUCCACCACAAGACCGAGUUCGGCUCCAACCUGACGGGGCACGGCUACCCCGACCCCAACUACCUGGACAACGUCCUGGCCGAGCUGCUGGCCCAGGGCGUGUCCGAGGCCACCCUGAAGGACUGAGGCCGGGCUCGGGGCUCCCGGGCCCGCCCGUGCCGCGCUGCCCGCGCCGCUUCACCGCAGCCCCCCCGGCGGGCUCGUCCCCCGUCCCGGGCCACCCGGUGCCACCCACCGCGUGUCCCCGUGUGUGUCUGUCUGUCGCCCCGUCCCGUCCCGGCUCGCCCCGCUCUCGUGGCGAUAGCGUCGUGGUCUUUUUCUACCCGUGGCCUCUUUGCGCGUCUGUGCCACCCGUGUCACCCGUGUCACCCGUGUCACCCGCCGCUGCCCCAGGGAGCCGCGCACAGCCGGUGCCAUGUACAUGUCUGUGUUACAGAAUACACCCCGUGCCGGGCUGCUGU
Passer domesticus (house sparrow) is the source of this 2791-nucleotide messenger RNA. It is a transcript of the gene DTX1, whose product is annotated as deltex E3 ubiquitin ligase 1. Lineage: Eukaryota; Metazoa; Chordata; Aves; Passeriformes; Passeridae. Gene Ontology annotation, molecular function: ubiquitin protein ligase activity; zinc ion binding. The record is from RefSeq and is a predicted model, not a curated record. Gene Ontology annotation, cellular component: nucleoplasm. Gene Ontology annotation, biological process: protein ubiquitination; Notch signaling pathway.